Neoarius graeffei (lesser salmon catfish) is the source of this 1607-nucleotide messenger RNA. RefSeq names its product Yip1 interacting factor homolog B (S. cerevisiae) (gene yif1b). The transcript is spliced from 8 exons. Gene Ontology annotation, biological process: endoplasmic reticulum to Golgi vesicle-mediated transport. Lineage: Eukaryota; Metazoa; Chordata; Actinopteri; Siluriformes; Ariidae. The record is from RefSeq and is a predicted model, not a curated record. Gene Ontology annotation, cellular component: endoplasmic reticulum membrane; endoplasmic reticulum-Golgi intermediate compartment; COPII-coated ER to Golgi transport vesicle. Bases 152 to 1063 code for a protein of 303 amino acids.
ACGUCAUUCGAGUGGAGAGGAAACGAAGAAGCCGGUAUCUUUAGAGAUGAAAAUGAAAGUAAUCUCACAUUAAGUCGCUUUAUGAAAAUAGUGUUUUUAACGUUUACUAAUUGCAGAGAGUUUAAUAAAUACAUUUAUUUAUUUUGUAAGGAUGGAUUACACGAAUCAGAGUGGGUUCAGACAGCGUAAGUUACAAGGCAGGGUGAGGAUGAGGGGUCCUGGCUCAGACUCUGGUGAACCCCGCCAGCUUUUCGAUGACACCAGCGCUGGUCAACACAACUCUGGACCUGGCAGCAUGGACAAAGCAGGGAUGGACUACGCAGGACAUGCCAUCCUCUCAGAGCCUAUGUCCAAUUUCGCUAUGGCCUAUGGGAGCAGCCUCGCAAGCCAGGGCAAACAAAUGAUGGAUAAAAAUCUUGACCGUUUUAUCCCCAUCUCUAAACUGAAAUAUUAUUUUGCUGUGGACACCGUUUAUGUUGGCAAGAAGCUGGGACUGCUGGUUUUCCCCUAUAUGCAUGAGAACUGGGAGGUGAGUUACCAGAAGGACACACCAGUAGCUCCACGCUUUGAUGUUAAUGCUCCGGACCUGUACAUUCCCGCAAUGGCUUUUAUCACAUAUGUCCUGAUUGCAGGCCUGGCCCUUGGCACACAGAAUCGGUUUUCCCCUGAGAUCUUGGGGAUGCAGGCGAGCUCGGCUCUGAUCUGGCUUAUUAUUGAAGUUCUUGCCGUUCUCCUGAGCCUUUACCUGGUCACAGUGAACACAGACCUCACCACCAUCGAUCUGGUGGCCUUUUCCGGAUACAAAUAUGUUGGGAUGAUAGUCGGUGUGUUAGCUGGGCUCCUGUUUGGAAAGACAGGAUAUUAUCUCUCGCUAUUCUGGUGCUGUGCUUCCAUCUUUGUCUUUAUGAUCCGAACACUGAGGUUAAAGAUUCUGUCCGAGGCGGCUGCAGAGGGCGUUCUGGUCCGUGGAGCCAAGAAUCAGCUACGCAUGUAUUUAACCAUGGCCAUCGCUGGAGCACAGCCUGUGUUCAUGUACUGGCUAACUUUCCACCUGAUUAGGUAAGAAGUGGAGCUACGUAACGCGAGCAGUGACGAUAAAAGGCACUACACUUCAGACAGGACUGAAACUCACUCAGUCCUCCUCAGAAGAGACUUUAAACAAGGGGAAUCAAUUCGCACAAAUGAAAAGCAUCGUGAAGGCUCAUAGUACAAUAGCAGCUAUGGAUAGCUCAGUUACUUUCUACUUGUAUGUUUAUAAGAAAUGCUUUUUAUGGUUUUGUGGAGGGGUUUUUUUUUGGGUGCAUGAUGAGUGCAAUUAUUUCAUGAUUUUUUUUUUUUUUUUUAAAUAAUGUGAACACUUGAAACACAGGCUGAAAAUGUAUAUUUGAGCCAGUCUGCACAGAUUAUUACAGCCAGGUAACUGUUGGCACCAAAUGGCCUGUUGUGUCUCUGUUUUUGACUUUGUUCAUUUGUAUCUGUAUGUAUAUGCAUUUUUCUGCUACUGAUUUUAAAAACAAAAUACAACUGUACGUAACUACUUUAAAGGAUCAGUUUGGAUUGUUUGUUUGGCAAAUAAAAGCCUGACUUUUUUUUUUAAAUAAUUAAAA